Molecule: messenger RNA, 2206 nt
Organism: Pseudoliparis swirei
Lineage: Eukaryota; Metazoa; Chordata; Actinopteri; Perciformes; Liparidae
Gene: orc2
Product: origin recognition complex, subunit 2
Exons: 15
Coding region: 243-1976 (577 amino acids)
Biological process (GO): DNA replication
Cellular component (GO): nucleus; nuclear origin of replication recognition complex
Molecular function (GO): DNA replication origin binding
Source: RefSeq, a predicted model, not a curated record
UUCAGUGGGAUGGCGCGGGAAGUUGUCACGGUGUUGCUUUCCGUUCACACAGAGUUGUGUUUACAUUUUCCUCGCGCGCUGCCGACUCUCUGGUAAGUUACCGUCACUUAGACGCAUUUGGGUUGCGUUACACUUCCGUUGACCAACGUCACGUGACGGGUGGAACUCAACCCGCUGAGUGACGUGAGUUCGCGUUGAGCUCGCUGCUGUCACACGGGCUGUCCCGUCUCCCCGGAGUUCCCAUGGAGGUGAAGUUCAUCGGGGACGCGGAUGCUCUGGAGCACAUCGUGGACAAACAGGAGGAUGUGCAGAGCCACAGCGGGGCUGUCCAGAAGAUGGUGACGUUCAAGGGCUCAGCCGGGAGACGAGCCCCAGAGGACGCAGAGCGCGACGGGGACGAGACCGGAGUCCUCGACCAGCAGACCUACGUCCACGCGCUGGGAGCAGACCACGCGGAGGAAGAUGACGAGGGUAUGUACCGAGUGGCGGGGUCCUCCUUGUUCACCUUUCAGAAGGCCAAGCGUGGACACAGCAUGGCCCAGACCGCAAGUGAUUUGGCUCGGACUCCUGGGAAAAGCGUGACCUUCGGCGAGACCCCCAACGGUGAACCCUCGACUCCCACCCGAACCGGGCGCAACCACAGAGGAGGAAGCAGGACGCCACAGAAGAGCAAGAAGGUUCAGUUUGUCUCCACGACACCCCACAGGCUCCGGAAGAGGAUGACGACUCCCAGCAUUCGGUCAGACACCGAUAGUGAGCUGUCGUCCUCCGACUCUGGAGGAGAGGAGGAGGAGGAUGAGGAGGACGACGAUGUGAUGGAGGAGCAGGAGGAAACGGAAGUAAAGAAAGAGAGCAAGGAGAGCUUGAAGACUCUAAGAACGCCCAGUAACGGUUCGUCUGCAGCACUCUACAAGACUCCUGCCAAGAAGAGCAAGAAAACCGCCACUAAUCAGCCCAGUAUGGUGGAGGAGUAUUUUGAAGCCCACGGCAGUUCAAAGGUCUUGACAUCGGACCGCACCCUGGAGCGUUUACACAUCCCUAAACUUGACCGGGAGACUUUGGUCCAACUUUUGGAGGGAAAACCGUCCUGCUGCUCGGAGGAGAUCCAGCAGCUGCACAGCAAACACCGGCAGCACUUCAGCAAAUGGAUGUUACAGUUACAGUUGGGGUUCGGUGUGCUGGUCUACGGUCUGGGCAGCAAGAAGUCUCUGCUGGAGGACUUCCGGGUGUCUCACUUGGCAGAGGAAAUCCACCUCGUGGUCAACGGAUUCUUCCCCUCCAUCACUCUGAAAUCAAUUUUAAAUGCUCUGACGUGCGAGGUUCUCGAGCAUCAGGGGAGUUUCCGGACGCCCUCGGACCAGAUCCAGUACGUGGCUCAGACCCUUAAAGACAGCCCAGAUCUCCAUGUGUACAUGCUGAUCCAUAAUAUAGACGGCCCAAUGCUGCGAGGAGAGAAGACCCAGAGUGCACUGGGGCAGCUGGCAUCGCUGCCCAACCUGCACAUGGUGGCGUCUUUAGACCACAUCAACGCUCCGAUGGUGUGGGACCAGUUCAAGCAGAGCCAGUUCAACUGGCUGUGGUGGGAGUGCGUGACCUUCCAGCACUACACGGAGGAAACGUCGUACGAGAACUCGCUCCUGGUGCAGCAGACCGGCGCUCUCGCUCUGUCCUCCCUGACCCACGUGCUGCGCAGCUUGACCCCCAAUGCAAGAGGAAUCUUCAAACUGUUGGUGAACUUCCAGCUGGAGAACAAAGAUAACCCUUCAUACACAGGAUUGUCCUUCCAAGAUUUCUACCAGCGUUGUCGAGAGGCGUUCUUGGUGAACUCUGACCUCACGCUGAGGACUCAGCUGACCGAGUUCAGAGACCACAAACUGAUACGCACACGCAAGGGUGCAGACGGCGUGGAGUGCUUGGUCGUUGCUGUGGACGCGAGCACGUUGAUGGACUUCCUGGAGAACGAAGAGGGCGACUGAGAAGAAAAGACCGACCUGUAAUGGUUGAAUCGGUCACUGAUGUGUAUAAAAGGCCCGGUUACAUCAAAUCAACUGAAGACGUGAGCCCAGAAUGAAUGAAUGCUUUCUAAUUAUUGGUAAUUAAGUGUUUUCACUUCCCCCGUCUUAGCUCUGUGACAUUGCUCUUGUGUUUUGCUGUGUAUAUUUUUAAAGCCAACAACUGUAAUUAAAAACAACACUUGAGUAAAUGA